AUGCCUCCAAAGCGCAUCGAGCAAUGGGAGGUCGAACGCUACUGGGAGAUCUUUGCUUCGCUGUCCAAUGGCGGUACUCAUCUCAAUGGCGCCCAAGCAGCCUCAGUCUUGAAGAACAGCCAAUUGCGCGACGACCAGCUGGAACGAGUAUGGGACCUGGCAGAUGUCGACGGUGAUGGCAGCCUGGACUUCGAGGAGUUCUGCGUCGCCAUGCGCUUGAUCUUUGAUCUGGUCAACGGUGAAUACAUGGACGUCCCAGCCACACUGCCCGACUGGCUGGUCCCCGAGAGUAAAGCACAUUUGAUUCAAGCCUCGCACGCCAUCUCGGGUCGCCAAGCCCAGUUCGAACAAGUCGACGAUCUAGAAGACGACACGCCAGGACUCAAAGACGGCUUCGAUUGGUACAUGCCACCGUCUGACCGCACAAAGUACGAGGAGAUUUACAGCGCCAACCGCGAGCCGCGCGACGGCAGCAUCACUUUCGAGUCCCUCAACCCGCUCUACGAAUCGCUAGAUGUGCCCGACACGGACAUGCGCAGUGCCUGGAAUCUCGUCAACCCACGCAGCGACCCAGCUAUUGGCAAAGACCAAUGUCUUGUUUUCCUACACAUGCUUGCCAACCGCCACGAAGGCUACCGUAUCCCUCGAUCCGUCCCUCCAAGUCUCCGCGCCACCUUCGAGCAGGGCCGCAUCGAGUAUCAGGUCGACAAGGUACAAACCGCCGCCGAUCGUUGGGGCACAAAGCGUGAUGAUAGCACCAUGAGCGGCAAGAAGCAGAAGUUUGGUGACGCAUACCUCAGUCGCUUGGGAGUAGGCGACCGUGGUGCCUACAGACCAAAGGGUACUGAUUUCACUGCCACCCGCACCGACGCCGAGUGGGAAGAGGUACGCCUGAAGAAGCAACUCAAAGAGCUCGAGGAGAAGAUGGACAAGGUUGAAGAGCAAGCAAAGAAACGAAGAGAACGUGGCGGCAGGCGGGAUGACAGCAAGCCGGCCUUGGUGAAGCGUGAACUCGAGCAGUUGCUUGACUGGAAGCGUCGUGAGCUGCGCGAUCUUGAGACGGGUGAAGGAAGAGCAAAGGUCGGCCAGGGCCUGAAGGGUCUCAGCGACGAAAUCUCAAUGGUCAAAGAGCAAGUCGACGGCCUCGAAGCUCAUCUACGGAAGAGAGAGGAAGUGUUGAGCGAUCUGAGAAAGCAGAUUGAUGAUGAGAAGGCGGCGAGAUAG
This is a messenger RNA of Aureobasidium namibiae CBS 147.97, 1224 nucleotides long. Its product is annotated as EF-hand. Lineage: Eukaryota; Fungi; Ascomycota; Dothideomycetes; Dothideales; Saccotheciaceae. The record is from RefSeq and is a predicted model, not a curated record. The coding region runs from base 1 to 1224 and encodes 407 amino acids. The transcript is spliced from 2 exons. Gene Ontology annotation, molecular function: protein binding; calcium ion binding. Gene Ontology annotation, cellular component: cytoplasm; plasma membrane. Gene Ontology annotation, biological process: endosomal transport; actin filament organization; endocytosis.